Didymosphaeria variabile is the source of this 939-nucleotide messenger RNA. RefSeq lists its product as uncharacterized. Bases 1 to 939 code for a protein of 312 amino acids. Lineage: Eukaryota; Fungi; Ascomycota; Dothideomycetes; Pleosporales; Didymosphaeriaceae. The record is from RefSeq and is a predicted model, not a curated record. The transcript is spliced from 2 exons.
AUGCAUCACCAAUAUAUCUGCAGCCAUUCUCCUAAGCCAGCCCAUGCCCAAGAAAGGACGGACAAUCCUUUGAUUCCUCGGGUCAACCCGAUCGCGUUGUCGUACAUGGGCAAGCAAACACUCCACGUGUAUGAUUCCCAAUUGAAGGCAGGCAUAGACCUGCAGGUUCCCAUGACGCUCCAGCCGCCGGUCCUUAUCCGCAUACGCAUCAGAUCGGCAACCCAGUUCUUCGCUUCUACUGGCGAUAACCCGACGAAUCCAGAAUGGAAGUCCAUCACCACCGAAGCUCCCGUGAACUCACUCGUAUUAUAUUCACGCCUACCCGUCCAUCUCAAACCGCAAUACACCCUCGGCCCACUAUUCGUUCGACACUGGGAGAACCUGCCAGAAGAGCUCCGAGUGAUGAUCAUAACUCAGAACAUGAUCGCAUACCCUGUUCGCCAGGGCUGCCGGUACCCAAUGGAUCUGAUCACAAAGCUAUUUCCGCAUUGUCGGAUGACGCCUCAUAUUGCUCGUAUGGCUACGGAAGCCUUCUAUAGGAACAACGAGUUCCUGAUCCAGCUCAACUCCGGCAUGCCCAAUCGGUACCCACCGGCUCCGCUCAAUUGCCUCAUCCGUCGACUGCAUCUGACUAUGUACAUCUGCCGUUCGCAUUGCACGUUCCUACGGAAGCUAUCGGAGGGUAGACUCGGCUUUGGGAGCCUGAGGUACCUUCGUAUCAAGAUUAGCUGGCACUUCCCUGUGCGCGAUAGCGAUAACACAGAUUGGGAUAACUUCAUUGAUGAUACGACGGACAAUCCAAUCGAAUUUUUAUGCGGGGGCAGUCUGGCUGUGAUCUCACGACCGGCUGGUUUGAUCAUGUAUGUUCAUAGGCUCAUGCGCGCCGAUCCAGCAAAGCAAGCAGUCAUUCAAGAUCGGAUCAAAUUCGGGAAGAAUUGA